Messenger RNA from Spea bombifrons (plains spadefoot toad), 5001 nucleotides. RefSeq names its product zinc finger FYVE-type containing 9 (gene ZFYVE9). Gene Ontology annotation, biological process: endosomal transport. Gene Ontology annotation, cellular component: early endosome membrane. The record is from RefSeq and is a predicted model, not a curated record. The transcript has 18 exons. Gene Ontology annotation, molecular function: metal ion binding. Lineage: Eukaryota; Metazoa; Chordata; Amphibia; Anura; Pelobatidae. Bases 259 to 4287 code for a protein of 1342 amino acids.
GACAUGGCAGUGACAGCGGAGCUGGAGGGUUACCGAGCCGGGCCUCGCAGCGCUCAGGAACCGGACGACGGGGGAUACUAUCCUGUCCCAGCAGAGGCUUGAGGAGGCGGAUUGAGGCCUAGCUCUACACCACAGACAACGGUCUAUCCAGAUACAGGUAUCCCAGGGCAACCGUGCUGCUCAGAAGCGGAGACUGUGCCGCCCGCCUGGCAUGAGGAGCCCAUGGGCCAAGAAGGAAGCCUGAAGGGUUCCUAACAAAUGGAGAACUAUUUUGAGGAAGAGUCAUGCAACCUGGAUAAAGUAUUAGAUGAGUUUGAGAAGAACCAAGAUGAGAGUAUUGCUCCAAGAUUGUUGGAGUCGAAAUGGAAUCAGAUCCUUAAUCCACCUUCUCCCAGACAAACGGAGAACCCAGUGCUAGACAAUGUUAGUAAAUCAAUCAUUACCAUCGAGGCCCACCUCAGUGUCCAGUCACCCGGUGUGAUAACUCCUCCAAGGUCCCCAUGUGCCAAUGGGAAGUUUGUAUGUGUAGUAUCAGAAAUGCCGACCAUGAUAACUGAGAACACCAGUAUGGCCGACGAGCAGCUGGAUAACCAAAGUGGAAUGCCCAAAGUUGUAUCGAGCACCCAUGCUGUAUAUGGCCAAUUGGAGUCUGGUCAGGCUGAUGUUAAACAUAAUGUUGAAUGUAGCAAGAGUUCACAACUGGGAUUUUCUACUUGCCAGCCUUUCGCCGACUCCCCUGCCUUUCCGCUGGACCAUGUAAACACUACUCCCAAUCAAUCAAGUGUGAAGGACAACUGUCAGCCGCCUGUAACACAGGCGAACCCAUCAAAGUGCACUGCUUAUAUUAAUUUAUCGGCUGACACAAACACCAUUGCUUGUCCAGCUAGCAAGAGCGAGAAUAGUAUUAACACAAAUAUAAACCCUAUGCCUAAAGAUUCCAGUAUUAAAGAGCUUAUUGUCACGUCACCGAAUUCUGAAACCAUGACGUCCGAGGCACCGGAGAGCUCGUCAGGCAAGACCUCUUCCCCGAGUACAGAGAAGGACACUGAGGAGCCGUAUUUAGACAAUAUAAAUCAAAUCUGUGAGCAGAUAAUAGACGAAAUGUGUGUUGGGCAGCAAUUGAGGUUUUCUCCUCCUUUAAGUGCAGACAAAAAGUCUGUAAAGGACUUUACAAGAGAACUUUUUCUUGCUGACACUGAUGAAGGGGUCACCAGAAACCAGGAUCUCCAUCAGGGUAGUUCCUCACUCUGUGCCCUGGAGGGUUUAUCUGACUCCUGCACCGUUAAUGGUAACUACCACAAUACCAAUUAUAAAGAGAUCCAUGAAAAGAAUGGCGGCGGUCUCUCCCAUGGCGUUCACGAAGAAAUCAUAAAGGCAAAUGUCUUCAUGGAAGAAACGGAGGGAGCGAUCAUCUCUAAAGGUGAUGGAGCUGAUCUUUUCAUGUCUCUGUACAAUGGGUGUGAUUCCUAUGGAAUACAGAACCCCAGCGUAGCUCACAACCCAAAGAGUUUACCGUCGAAAGAAGAUUCUGUGACAGAAGAGAAGGAAAUCGAGGAAUGCAAAUCGGAAUAUUAUUCCAAUGUUUACGAACAGCAGAGAGAUGACGAGAUCACGGAGGGGACUGGACUGGUGUUAAACCUCAAAGGUGACCAAACAAAAAAUCACUUGCACAACCUCUGCGGACCGGCUCCAACAAUGCAUGGGCCAACCUCACCAAAGGCCAGCAGCUUGCAACCCCUCAGUGUCCCCUAUGGCGGAGCUCGCCCCAAGCAGCCAACCCACUUGAAGUUACAGAUCCCAAAGCCAUUGUCUGAAAUGCUACAGAGCGACCUUGUUCCUCCUAACGCGGGCUGCAGCCACAAAAACAAAAAUGAUGUGUUAAACAAAUCAAACCAAGCUGAUAACGUGGCUUCAGGAGCCCCACACGAGGACGCAGCGCUGCGUAGCCCCACGAGCGAUGCAAAUGGCGAUCUUCCAGGAGAUUACAGGGGCUCUUGCAGCCCAUGCCUUGCCGUGUCCCCAGAGAGCCCGGAUAAUGAUCUCCUUGCUGGGCAAUUUGGGGUACCUGUUGCCAAGCCAUUUACCACCCUUGGGGAGGUGGCACCAGUCUGGGUCCCAGACUCCCAAGCACCAAACUGCAUGAAGUGUGAGGCCAGGUUUACGUUUACCAAAAGGAGGCACCACUGCAGAGCAUGCGGGAAGGUUUUCUGUGCCGCCUGCUGUAGCCUCAAAUGCAAACUCCUCUACAUGGACAAGAAGGAGGCGCGAGUGUGUGUCAUCUGUCACUCGGUUCUCAUCAAUGCUCAAGCUUGGGAAAACAUGCUGAGUGCGUCGGUCCAAAGCCCAAACCCCAACAAUCCCGCUGAAUACUGCUCCACGAUCCCCCCAAUGCAGCAAGCACAGGCCUCGGGGGCGCUCAGCUCGCCCCCUCCUACUGUCAUGGUGCCUGUUGGAGUCUUAAAGCACCCAGGAACUGAAGCGUCUCAGGCCAAGGAGCAGCGUAGGGUAUGGUUUGCAGAUGGGAUCUUGCCCAACGGGGAAGCUGCUGAUCCCGAGACAGGGAACGCGACCCCGGCGGUGGGGGCUCUAACGGUGGCGCACGAUGCCAACAAGCCCACGCCAAGCAACUCGCCAACCUCAGAGACUGAAAACACAUCUGGAUUCUGUGGCAGUUUGACUCAGGUUGGCAGUGCGAUGAAUCUCAUCCCCGAAGACGGGCUUCCUCCUAUCCUGAUCUCUACCGGGGUCAAAGGAGACUAUGCUGUGGAGGAACGUCCAUCCCAGAUGUCGGUCAUGCAGCAGCUGGAGGACGGUGGGCCUGACCCACUGGUCUUCGUUCUCAACGCAAACCUAUUGGCAAUGGUGAAGAUUGUGAACUAUGUUAACAGGAGGUGUUGGUGUUUUACUACAAAGGGAAUGCACGCCGUGGGCCAGGCUGAAAUCGUCAUCUUGCUGCAGUGUCAACCGGAUGAGAAGUGCGUGCCGCGGGAUUUAUUCAGCCACUUUGUGGAACUUUAUCGGGAAGCUUUAGCAGGGAAUGUGGUGGGGAACCUCGGCCACUCUUUCCUCAGCAAGAAUUUCCUGGGAAGUAAAGAACAUGGAGGCUUUCUGUACGUCUCCCCGACCUACCAGUCCCUGCAGGACUUGGUUCUGCCUGCGCAGCCGUACCUGUUUGGGAUUCUCAUUCAGAAGUGGGAGACCCCUUGGGCCAAAGUCUUCCCGAUACGGCUUAUGCUGCGAUUAGGGGCAGAAUACAGGUUGUACCCGUGCCCGCUCUUCAGCGUCAGGUUCAGGAAACCUCUUUUUGGGGAAACAGGCCACACAAUCAUCAACGUCCUUGCAGAUUUCCGAAACUACCAGUAUACGCUGCCAGUGGUGCCAGGGUUGGUGGUAGAUAUGGAAGUUCGCAAAACCAGCAUUAAAAUUCCCAGCAACCGAUACAACGAGAUGAUGAAAGCCAUGAACAAAUCUAAUGAACAUGUUUUGGCUGGGGGUGCGUGUUUCAAUCAGAAGGCUGACUCUCACCUAGUAUGUGUUCAGAACGACGAUGGGAAUUACCAGACUCAGGCCAUCAGCAUUCACAAGCAACCACGCAAAGUGACUGGUGCCAGUUUCUUCGUCUUCAGUGGAGCGCUGAAGACCUCUUCGGGAUACUUGGCCAAGUCCAGCAUUGUGGAAGAUGGGGUGAUGGUACAGAUCACAGCCGAGAGCAUGGAUGCACUAAGGCAAGCUCUGCGAGAGAUGAAGGAUUUCACCAUCACCUGUGGUAAAGCAGACGCGGAAGAGAUGCAGGAACACGUCUACAUACAGUGGGUGGAGGACGACAAGAACUUUAACAAGGGCGUUUCUAGUCCUAUUGAUGGAAAAUCGUUGGAGUCUGUGACCAGUGUCAAAAUUUUCCAUGGCUCCGAGUACAAAGCUAACGGAAAGAUCAUCCGCUGGGCAGAGGUGUUCUUCCUGGACAGCGAGGAGCAGCAAAGCGUCCUGAGCGACCCUGCGGACCACAGCAGACUGACCGAAAAUGUGGCCAAAGCGUUCUGUCUGGCUCUGUGCCCGCACCUCAAGUUGCUGAAGGAAGACGGAAUGACCAAGCUGGGUCUGCGGGUCAGUCUUGAUGCAGACCAGGUGGGAUACCAAGCAGGAAGCAACGGGCAGCCGCUACCCGCUCGAUACACCAAUGACUUGGACAGUGCCUUGGUACCGGUGAUACACGGGGGCCUGUGUCAGCUCAGCGAGGGGCCCGUCUCCAUGGAGCUCAUCUUUUAUAUCCUAGAGAACAUCUCAUAGGGAAGACAUUGGGCGUCUUUUCAUGAACUGCCACUGACCUGGUCAUUUGCACUUUAAUCAUGGAAGAUUCAUCUUUAUUUUCUUUUGCUGCACCAGAAUUGGGUUAGGGUGUGCAAGGGGUGGACACCAGAAACCUUUUAAAUCUUCUAUGCAUAGUCAGGGCAGAGUGUCGCUCUGGCGCCAGCUAACUGCGCUUAGUAAUUGAAUGGAGAGCCCUAAGUGGUGAGAACCGUUGGCCCUGGUGCAGGGUUGAAGCAAAAAUGGGGAGACUGACCCACAAUGUCAGCACGAAACAAAGAAGACCCCAUAUACAAUCAGGAAUCUCACUCUGACCUCAUUUAAACCAUUGCUGCAAACUUUUCCUGCUUGCCUUCUUAUGUUCUGUUUUACCGGAGUUUACAUUCUCUAGAGCCGCCCGAGCCUCCUGUCCUGUUUUAUUUGUGUCAUCUGCAUGACAGCGAGACCACCCUGAGAAUGAAAUAAACCUGCUCGGCUCCCAGCCCCAUGUACACGAAUCCAGCCGGCGACCAGUAUGUCUUCUGAAGCGCACAAAACUUUUGUCCACGUCGUCAUCACAUGGAAUAACGGAGCGUUUCCCGGGAGAGAAAUGAUCAUAGUACGUGUUUGCCGAGGCAUGGAAGUCUGAUGAAUACAACUGCAUCUCUUGUGUUGUUGUUAAUAGUUGUGACAUAAAUCAAAACCAGCUUACACUUU